Kalmanozyma brasiliensis GHG001 is the source of this 3111-nucleotide messenger RNA. Its product is annotated as Homeobox domain protein. Gene Ontology annotation, molecular function: DNA binding; DNA-binding transcription factor activity, RNA polymerase II-specific. The transcript has a single exon. Bases 1 to 3111 code for a protein of 1036 amino acids. Gene Ontology annotation, biological process: regulation of DNA-templated transcription. The record is from RefSeq and is a predicted model, not a curated record. Lineage: Eukaryota; Fungi; Basidiomycota; Ustilaginomycetes; Ustilaginales.
AUGUCGCAGCGACCCCAACGAGCUGCGGCACUCCAAGCCACCCGGGCCACCGCCGCAGUCCUGUCUUCACACCGACGUAGCGACCCUCAAGCUUCCACCAUCGCCAACUCUCCAUCCCUCGUCAAGUCGGAGCAGCGGGGCUACGAGGAUCGAAAGCUGCCCCCCAUGGACAUCGACAUGCAAAGGUCCGCUCAUCAGGAUCUGCGCAGGCUGGACCCCAUGGGCCAUUCACUUGCUUCCGUCGCUGGGUACGACAGCGCCAACGGCUCCUACGGCUCCGAUGCUUUUCAGACGUACUGGUCGAGUCAGGAUCAUUCAUCUGCAGCCGCUCAUGCUGCGAUCCAGGAAGGCUCGAGCUCGUCUCAUCAGCCGCCGCAGAAGUGGGAGGCUACUGACAGCCAGCCGCAUUCCACACCGCGCUACGACUCGGUUAACACGCACAACAUCUUCGACCUUCACUAUCCGUACGGCCCGCAAGGAAACUCUCUCGGACUCAAAGGAGCCUCAGGUCUCAACGCUGGCUUGAAUGGAGACCUCGACCUCGCCGACAGUAUGCAUCGUUCGCACCGAGCGCUCGACGCGCCUUCCUCCCAAGCUUUAGCGCUCAUCGAUAGUCUGCCCUUCAAGGCCAGCUCCAGCGGCGACAAUGACUCGUACGAAGACAGCACCGACUCGGAUCUUCCUCCAGAGAAGAAGAAGCUCUCGGCGGCCUUCCGACCUCGGGGACGAAAGAAGCGAAACAAAUGCACACCCGACCAACUGCGCAGUCUCGAGGCCUUCUUCGAGAAAAACCGCAACCCGACCGGCCGUAUCCGCCACGAGCUCUCACGAAAGCUGCGCAUGCCAGAACGCAGUGUCCAGGUCUGGUUCCAGAACCGCCGUGCCAAGCUCAAGGUCGUCGAGCAGAGAGGCGAGACCGCCCUCGACUCCAGCAGAAAGAAGAGUUGCAGCAUUCAGCUCAGCGACAGGGACACUUAUAAAGCAGCCAGCUCGGCUGGUCGGUCAGCGCGCGAUGUGAUCGACGAGAAGCCUUCCGUCACCGCCAUGCCUACCUCCGCCUUGUGCAUCGGAACGUGGCGACGCGUGUCGCCGCUCAUCUGCUUCUUUUCUCGUCGAAUGCAGUCCCUGACGUGGUACCUCACCAGCGAAUCGAUCGGCUUCAAGCUUGAGGUCCCGUGGACCGCCAUCAGCGCUGCUUACUUUGACGGACCCAAGGAACCGACCAUUGCUGAACGGGCCGAGGGUGUUCGUGUUCCUCUUGGCCAAUUCGUCAUCGACCUCGAGCGCCCGCCGACCUUCUUCAUGGAAGUGUUCAGGUCAGCACCGGCUAAGAACGGCAGCGCCGAAGAGCCCAGAGUCAGCUGGCGGCAAUGCGAGGACUUCACCGAAGAUCAUCAAGCUAUGACUGUCAGCAGACACAUUCUGAACGGUCCCUACGAGGAGCUCCGAAGUGCAGUACAGUCGCUGGCGGCUUGCAACGAGGUGCUUCGCAAUCUUAUCCAGUUUCGAGAUCAAGAUCUACGAGCGGCCGGCGCCAUCCCUACCGGCACCGGCUCGACCGCCGACAACUUUGGCGUGGUCAACAACGUCGACUAUCGAUCCGCCGGUCCCAGCGUGCCCUCGCUCGACAUGUCGCCCGCCCUGCCCGGUGUCGACAUGUACGGCCACGGUAUGCAGAUGCCGAUGCAAGCUACGGCCAUGUCGAGCUCGUCGAGCUUGCAGAAGAGUGCUGCAUGGAACCACUUCCGUACACCCAUGCGACUCGGCGCUGAACACAACUGGGAGUUUGACAGCCCUGCUAGCGUCACCACCAACCUGUCCGACGCAUCGCUCGACAGUCAUCAGCGUCAUCCGCUCGGCUAUAGUCCUUACGGCGUGCCGACGUCGAUCGAGGCGAGCCCUCGCUCAGGGCUGGGAAGCUCGAUGGACUUGAACACGCUUCGCAUCGACGCAGCUGGCAUGUCGACGGCCAACUAUGCUGCUGCGGGCAAUAUGACUCUGAUGAGCGACGGCUCCAUGAAUGGCUCGCGAGCUCAUCUCGGCGGUUGGGAUAGCCGGCUCAGCUACGACGCGUCGGGAUCCCAGCACAUGGACGCACAGCACUACUCGCUUGCUUCGUCGAGCAUCCUGCCGGGAGCUACUCAGCCAUCGUCGCAUUUUAUGCAGUCACUGGGCAGUUUGCAUUCGGCGGGAAUGGACACGAGCAACGCCAUGUCGUACAGUCGCUAUGCCGGCGAGCGACAGGACUGCUCUGCUCAGUCGAUGAACGAGCAUGGGAUGGAUCAGCAUCAGCAUCAGCACCAUCACCACACCGGCGAGUCUAAUUUUGGCACGUCCUACCCGCAAGAAAACCCUCACGGCGUGUAUGACCACAGGGAGGCGCCCAGCGAUCCCAGCGCCAUCCACUCGGGCUCCGUGCUCAUGUCCAGGCGCUUUUCGCACGCCGAAGGAGCGUACCGUGGCGACUAUCCCCAAGAUGUGGGCGAGAACGAGACUCGACCCAGCUCGCAGGGAGGAAGGCCAUCCUCCGCGUCCCAGCUUUCUGUCAAGUCCAUGGCCUCGACCGCCAACGCCAAGAUCUCGUCGUUCGAGGAGGAUGCCUUUUCCGCCAAAACUCCGACGCACCGCACGUCGUUCGGCAACCUUCUGCAGCUGAGUCACAUCAACGGCCAGGAUCAGAGUGUGUAUGCCGAUCGACACGCGAUCGACGCGUCCUCCUUGCCCACAGCCAGAGCCGCCGAUUCCAGCUUCGAGGACGAGAACACGGCUCAGGGCAGAGCGCGUUCCAACACUUAUCGUCCGUCCACGCAUGGCGGCGGCCGCGUGGCUGGCCUGUCGUCUCCUAUGCAGCGGUCGGACCAGGAUCAGGAUCAGGACCAGGAUCAGGAUGCCGAGGGCGAGUACGUCGGUGCUGACGGCCACAAGAACGAUGAUGGCGAUGACGACGGCGAUUCGCUGUCGGAGGACGAUGCUGAGGGGUCUUGCGAUGAAGACGAGGGGACCGGCAAGAGGUGUGCCACUGCUGCCACCGAGGCCGAGUCGCCCGGUUUGCUGUCGUUGUCGUCCAAGCAUCCAGACUCGCCCGUGCCUCAGAUCGAAGAGCUGCCGUGA